Molecule: messenger RNA, 2718 nt
Organism: Lotus japonicus
Lineage: Eukaryota; Viridiplantae; Streptophyta; Magnoliopsida; Fabales; Fabaceae
Product: heat shock cognate 70 kDa protein 1-like
Exons: 2
Coding region: 452-2464 (670 amino acids)
Biological process (GO): protein refolding; cellular response to unfolded protein
Cellular component (GO): cytoplasm
Molecular function (GO): misfolded protein binding; ATP hydrolysis activity; ATP binding
Source: RefSeq, a predicted model, not a curated record
UAUUUUCUGGACUACUAUAACAUUCUACUAUUUUAAUUAUAUGCUAGCCAAAGAAAAGGUGUAGGUAAAUGGAAGAGAAGAUACAGAUUAUAACAACUGACAGGGAAGGAGUAUUAGGUGGGUUUGAGUGGGAAAGUUAUAUAGAAGAGUGUCUAUGGCUAGUAAUCUAUUUUUUUUCCCUUGGGAAAUCUGACUUCAAAUAAUGGUAGAGAGCAACUAAAAGUACUAAUGUUUGCUGUUUCACUAAGAUUCAGGUUUCAUGUAGAAGAAUUUAUGUUUUCGUAAUUUAAUUUUUAAAAAGGAAAUGAAAAGACAUUCAAAAAAUCAACAAGUCAGUGUCACACAUUACCAAAUUGAACUUGAACGGGCACUGUCUUGGAAACAGAAUGAGAAAAUAAAUGAUCACAGAAACAUGUCUUCUUUCCCAAAUCCCAAUCCUUAACAGUAUUCAAUGUAUUUUCCUGCUGCUUCACCAACUUCCCAAGUCUAUAAGUUUGUUUUCUAUGCCUAUAAGUUCAUUGCUUGUCUCAGUCUUAACUCAUUCACAUUUUGGAAUCCCAAAGACCAGAUUUUCUCUGUUCUUUGCUCUCUAGUGGUUAAGCUCUGCCAUGGCAACCGGGAAAAAUGCAAAGCCAUAGGCAUUGACCUUGGCACAACCAAUAGCUGUGUUGCCGUGUGGAGAAACAACCAUGUCGAGAUCAUUCCAAAUGACCAAGGCAGACGCACCACCCCUUCCUGCGUUGCCUUCACUGACACUCAAAGGUUAGUGGGUGAUGCUGCCAUCAAGCAAUUAGACCUGAAUCCACACAACACCAUUUUUGAUGUCAAGCGUUUGAUCCGUCGGCGAUUCUCUGACCAAUCAGUUCAGCAAGACAUGAAGCUAUGGCCUUUCAAGGUUGUCCCUGGCGCCAGAGACAAGCCCCUUAUUGCAGUAACUUACAAAGGUGAAGAGAGAAAGCUUGCAGCUGAGGAGAUAUCUUCCAUGGUGUUGUUAAAGCUGAAGGAGGUUGCUGAAGCUUAUCUGGGACAUGAAGUGACACGUGCUGUGAUCACUGUCCCUGCUUACUUCAACAACUCACAGAGGCAGGCCACUAAGGAUGCAGGGGAAAUUGCUGGUUUCAAUGUGGUGAGGAUCAUGAAUGAGCCAACUGCAGCUGCUAUUACUUAUGCGUUGAACAAGAAGGAACGGAUAGAGGGUAAGCAGAAUGUGCUGGUAUAUGAUCUUGGUGGUGGUACUUUGGAUGUUUCCUUGGUGACUCUUGAAGAUGGGAUGAUUGAGGUUAAGGCCACAGUUGGAGAUACCCAUUUGGGUGGUGUGGAUUUCAGUAACAAUUUGGUGAACAAUAUUGUGGAUGCGUUCAAGAGAAAUAAAACCAAGGACAUCAGUGAGAAUGCCGAAGCCAUGAGGAUGUUAACUUCAGCGUGUGAAAAAGCAAAGAGGGCAUUGUGUUACGAUUCCAGUACCCUCAUUUUGCUUAAAUCUCUGUUGGAAGGGAUUGAUCUACAUGUCCCUGUUACGAGGGAGGAUUUUGAGUUUUUGAACAUGGAUAUGUUCAAUGGGUGCAUGGAGACAGUGGAGAAGUGCCUGGUUGAGGCAAAAAUUGAUAAAAGUGAAGUCCAUGAGGUUGUUCUCGUAGGGGGAUCUACUAGAAUUCCAAUGGUUAGGCAAUUGUUGAAUGACAUGUUCUACUGUGGGUAUGAUUUAGUCUCAGGGCUUUGCAAUGUUAUCAAUCCUGAUGAAGCUGUGGCAUAUGGUGCAGCGGUCCGGGCAGCGAUGUUGAACGGUGAGGUGGAAGACAUGUUAUUGAUGGAUGUUGUGGCACACAGUGUUGGAGUUGAGAUAAAUGGUGGUGUUAUGUCUGUGGUGGUUCCAAGGAAUACCAUGCUCCCCACCAAGAAUGAGAGAGCUUUCUCCAUCAAUUUUAAUGAUCAGAAUUGUAGUUACUACCUUAGUUACGUGCGCGAUACUUUUCAAGACUGUCACAAUCUUCCAAACGAGCAACUCUCCACGAUACUUGGUCCGAUAUAUGAUAGAAUAGAGUCCAUCUCCCUCCAUGGCUACAAACUGAGACGCAGAUGUAGAGCUAACUGGAACUCAGAGUCCGGUAUUAGAGUUUUGAUCAAAGUGUACGAAGGAGAAGAAAGCAGGACUAAUGACAACUUGUUCCUCGGGGAGAUAGAGGUGCCAGCGUUGCCUCAGAUCAAUGUUUGUUUUGAAGUAGAUUCUGGUGGCAUUGUGAAGGUCACUGCAGAAGGUAAGACCAUGAGGUUGGAAGGAAGGCUAAGCGCGGAAGAGAUAGGAAGAGAUGCAGAGUGGUAUAAGGAGAAGGACACGUUUGAGUUUUCUGCUCAUGAGAUGAGCAACAGAUUGAAGAAGCUUGAGAAUUCUGCUUAUGAGACGAGUAACAGUUUGAAGAAGCUUGAGAAGGGUUUGGAGGUUGUGUUGGAGUCCAUAGAUAUAUAGAAUUUGUUGCAUGGCAGAUAUUAAAUGACUGAAGCUGAUUGGUUUGAGUACAGAAAACUGGAGUUGAAAAUGGAUAUGCAUUUCCUGUAUUCUAAUGCACUUUUAUACAUGAAGACUUGGUUUGGGUUCGGUUGGUUUACUUUAAGUAAAAUUAACAUACACCUUCCUCAUAUAAAAUGAAGUUUUCCAUUAGUUAUUUUGUACGGGUACAUUUUUUAAUUAUAAUAAUAAAUUACAUUUUUAGUUCACAAUAA